This is a messenger RNA of Oncorhynchus masou masou (cherry salmon), 14054 nucleotides long. It is a transcript of the gene fbxl3a, whose product is annotated as F-box and leucine-rich repeat protein 3a. Bases 527 to 1900 code for a protein of 457 amino acids. Lineage: Eukaryota; Metazoa; Chordata; Actinopteri; Salmoniformes; Salmonidae. Gene Ontology annotation, molecular function: protein binding. The transcript has 7 exons. The record is from RefSeq and is a predicted model, not a curated record.
GUCACAACAACACGUCGCCAUUUCACGGAUGGGGGGUCAGCUGAAACUCCCGCAAAGUAAUUUACGUCACCGGAGAUAUAGCACAACACACGAACAUUAUCUAAAAGGAAACUGUAAAUGUGGCGAUAUUUGGCUCGGGUGAAUGAGUUGUUCAAGUGCCGGUUGAAGUUGCCAGUGAUCGGAUUUUUUCAUGUCAACAGCCAGCCAGCUGUCAAGUGUAAACAUAAGAACCAUAAAACAAAACCUAUAAACAGGCAUAUAUCAAAUGCCCCCUCCUUGACAAGAUCACAGAGACACAGUGACUGGCACACAGACAUUGUGGAGCCAAGAGAUACACGCUUGACCUCUCCCCUCUCUGCGGCCCAAGUAACUUCGUCCUGACAGAGAACAGAUGACUGCAACCCGGCCACAGUGGAAGAGGAGCGAUUUAUGAGGAAACCAAGUCUAGAUUUAACUUCAGCCUGCAGCUUUGAUAUGUGCUGAGAGAAGGACAGUGUACCAUCUAGCCAUACUCCCAAGUACUUGUAUGAGGAGACUACCUCAAGCUCUCAACCCUCAGAGGAUGAAGAGGGUGAAAGGAGAUGAGGACGCCUGCAGCUCUUCCAGCGAGGGCCCAACCGAGUCCUGCAAGAAGGUGAGGAAGCUACAGUCAAGCAAAGAGAAGCAUCAAGAGGAGGAGGAAGAAGAGACUGAUGUAGAUCUCUGCGAGUUUGGCUUCGACUGGGCACUGCUCCCUCAGGAGAUCCUGCUCAACAUCUUCCAAUUCCUGCCUCUUCUGGACCGGGCGUAUGCCUCGCAAGUGUGCCGUGGCUGGAACCAAGCUUUCCACAUGCCCGAGCUAUGGAGGUGCUUUGAGUUUGAGCUGAACCAGCCUGCCAGUUCUUACCUGAAGGCGACACACCCAGACCUAAUCAAACAGAUCAUCAAGAGGCAUUCGAACCACCUGCAGUAUGUCAGCUUCAAAGUGGACAGCAGCACGGAAUCUGCAGAGGCAGCCUGUGACAUUCUCUCCCAGCUGGUGAACUGUUCACUAAAGACACUAGGGCUCAUCUCUACGGCCAGACCCAGCUUCAUGGAGUUGCCCAAGUCUCAUUUCAUCUCGGCCCUGACGGUGGUGUUUGUCAACUCCAAGUCCCUGUCAUCUCUGAAGAUCGACGACACACCGGUGGAUGACCCGUCCCUGAAAGUCCUGGUGGCAAACAACAGCGACACGCUAAGGAUGUUGAAGAUGAGCAGCUGCCCUCAUGUCUCCCCUGCAGGUAUCCUGUGUGUGGCGGACCAGUGCCAUGGCCUGAGGGAGCUUGCGCUGAACUACCACCUGCUGAGUGACGAGCUCUUAUUAGCCCUCUCCUCUGAGAAACACGUGCACCUGGAGCAUCUCCGCCUUGAUGUGGUCAGCGAGAACCCUGGGCAGCACUUCCACACCAUCAGGAAGUCCAGCUGGGACGCUAUGCUGCGCCACUCGCCCAAGUUCAACCUGGUCAUGUACUUCUUCCUCUACGAGGACGAGUUCGGCCCCUUCUUCAGGGAGGAAGUCCCCAUCACCCACCUCUACUUUGGUCGCUCAGUCAGUAAGGAUGUGCUGGGCCGAGUGGGGCUCCACUGUCCCCGGUUGGUGGAGUUGGUGGUGUGCGCCAAUGGGCUGCGGCCGCUGGACGAGGAGCUAAUCCGCAUCGCCAAGCGCUGCACCCAGCUGUCGGCCAUUGGCCUUGGGGAGUGUGAGGUGUCGUGCAGCGCGUUCGUGGAAUUCGUGAAGAUGUGCGGUCGGAGGUUGUCCCAGCUGUCCAUCAUGGAGGAGGUGCUGAUUCCUGACCAUAAGUACAACCUGGAUGAAAUCCACUGGGAGGUGUCAAAGCACCUCGGCCGUGUCUGGUUCCCCGACAUGAUGCCCACCUGGUAGAGCCGUUGAAGGGGGCUGUGGAUUUACUGUACAGAGUUUGACAUACUUUUCUCUUUUUUCCCACCUUGAAACUCUGUCCGAAGCGCCCAUGUUGGCAGCGAAGGAACAACCGAAGAUAAUCGUGUUCUACUUAAAAUGCGAAUUUCAGGGAUGCGAUUUUUCCUGAUUAAUCAGGAAUUCCUACUUUUCUCACUGUAUACUCCAUUCCUAUACACUGAACAAAAAUAUAAACGCAACAUGUAAAGUGUUGUUUCAUGAGCCGAAAUAAAAGAUCCCAGAAAUGUUCCAAAUGCAUAAAAAGCUUAUUUCUCUCAAAUUUUGUGCACAAAUUUGUUUAGAUCCCUGUUAGUGAGCAUUUCUGCUUUGCCAAGAUAAUCCAUCCACCUGAUAGGUUAAUCAGCUUCUUGAUAUACUACACCUGUCUGGGAACGGGGUUCUGCUAGCACUAGCGGAACCCUAUUCCCAGACAGGUUAAUUAGCUUCUUGAUAUGCCACACCUAUCAGGUGGAUGGAUUAUCUAUAACCGCUCGCCCAAUGAAAUUGCAGGGCGCCAAAUACAAAUCUGCAAAAAUCUAAUAAAUACAAUUUCUCAAACAUACAAGUAUUAGGCACCAUUUUAAAUAUAAAAUUCUCAUUAAUCCAGCCACAGUGUCUGAUUUCAAAAAUGCUUUACAGUUAGGUCAUCACGAAGUCACAGAAAAACCCAGCCAUUUUUCCAGCCAAAGAGAGGAGUCACAAAAAGCACAAAUAUAAAGAACCUUUGAUCUUCAUCAGAUGACACUCAUAGGACUUCAUGUUACACAAUACAUGUAUGUUUUGGUUGAUAAAGUGCAUAUUUAUAUCCAAAAAUCUCAUUUUACAUUGGCUUGUUAUGCUAAGUUGUUCCAAAACAUGCAGUGAUUUUGCAGAGAGCCACAUCAAUUCACAGAAAUACUCAUUAUAAAUGUUGAUGAAAAUUCAAGUGUUAUGCAUGGCAUUUUAGAUCCUCUUCUCCUUAAUGCAACCGCUGUGUCAGAUUUCAAAAAAACUUUACGGAAAAAGCAUAAUCUGAGUACGCCACUCAGAGCCCAAAACAGCCAAAAGAAAUAUCCGCCAUGUUGCGCAGUCAACAUUAGUCAUAAAUAGCAUUAUAAAUAUUCCCCUACCUUUGAUCUUCAUCAUAAUGCACUCACAGGAAUCCCAGUUCCACAAUAAAUGUUUGAUUUGUUCCAUAAAGUUAAUCAUUUAUGUACAUAUACCUCCUUUUGUUAGGGCGUUUGGUUAACAAAUCCAAAACGCGAGUGCAGGUCCAGCCGAACGUCGGACGAAAAGUUUCAAGAAGUUAUAACAGGUCGUAUAGAAUCAAUCUUUAUGAUGUUUUUAUCAUAAAUGUUCCAACCAGAGAAGUCCAUUGUCUGUAGAAAAGCAAUGGAAUGAAAGCUACCUCGUGAAUGCGCGUGACUGAGAUCGAGGCUGCUGGCAGACCUCUGACUCAAUCCCCUCUCAUUCGGCCCCCCUUCACAGUAGAAGUCUCAUACAGGUUUCUAAAGACGGUUGACGUCUAGUGGAAGCCUUAGGAAGUGCAACAUAACCAAUAUCCCACUGUGUAUUCGAUAGGGGCUGAGUUCAAAAACUACAAACCUCAGAUUUCCUGUUUAGAUUUUUUGUCAGGUUUUUGCCUGCCAUAUGUGUUCUGUUAUACUCACAGACAUCAUUCAAACAGUUUUAGAAACUUCCGAGUGUUAUCUAUCCAAUACUACUAAUAAUAUGCAUAUAUUAGGAUCUGGGACUGAGUAGGAGGCAGUUUACUCUGGGCACGCUUUUCAUCCAAAAGUGAAAAUGCUGCCCCCUAUCCCAAAAGUUAUGAAACAGCAUGGUCAUUACAUAGGUGCACCUUGUGCUGGGGACAAAUGGCCACUCUAAAAUGUGCAGUCUUGUCACAGUACACAAUGCCACAGUAAACUUAGGGUUAUGUUAGGGGUAGGGUUGAGUAAACGUGCAAUUAGCAUGUUUGACUGUAAGAAUAUCCACCAGACCUAUUGCCAGAGAAUUUUAUGUUUAUUUCUCUACCGGCAACUGCCUCCAAUGUAGUUUUAGAGAUCAGUACACAAUUCCUGGAAGCUGAAAACUUCCCAGUUCUUCCAUGGCUUUAAUUUAUAUAUAUAUACUUCUUUUUUUUUUUUUCUUUUUUUUUUUACAUGUGUCUGUGACCAACAGAUUAAUAUCUGUAUUCCCAGUCACAUGAAAUCCAUUGAUUAGGGCUUAAUGAAUUUAUUUAAAUUGACAUAUUUCCUUAUAUGAACUGUAACUCAGUAUAACCUUUGAAAUUGUUGCAUUUAUCUUUGUUCAGUAUAUUUAAAACUGACCUGUCCCAUAGAGCUCAGACAAAACUGAUUUUCCAGAUUUUCUAUUGAUCACAUGAAAUGUAUUAAGUUCUUAUUAUGGAAUGUUUUGCGUCAACAUGUCGUCUAGUUUUCCAAACUCUGUACUGUAUGGCUUUGUGGUAGAGGAGCACACCCCUCCUCAGGCGUAAGAGGCUACACUGGUCAGGGACACAGGGUGGAGUUUUUUGUUUUUUUGGUACAGACAGUUAUGCUAUGGCUGAUUUUUAUUGAAAUAGCGCAUCUGUUAAAAAACACCAACCCUGUUUUGACCAGGGUUGUAGCCCCUGCUUCCCACCGCAGCCACCACUACACAGUACUGCAGCACACCUUCUUAAGAAGAGGUAGCCUAGAUGUUGUCCCAAUUGUCCUGAGUGGUGUACUAUGAGGCCAGCUAUACUGAACAAAAAUAUAAACAACAUGCAACAAUUUAAACAAUUUUUCUGAGUUACCAGUCAUAUAAUCUUUAAAUAAAUUGGGCCUUAAUCUAUGGAUUUCACAUGACUGGGCAGGGUUGCAGCCAUGGGUGGGCAUAGGCCCAUCCAAUCAGAAUGAGCGGGCAGCACAGUUGCGGGAUUGAGGAUUGUAAACACGCUCCCUCAACUUGAGACAUUUGUGGUGUUGUGUGACAAAACGUGGCCUUUUAUUGUCCCCAGCACAAGGUGCACCUGUGUAAUGAUCAUGCUGUUUUAUCGGCUACUUGAUAUGCCACACCUGUCAGGUGGAUGGAUUAUUUUGACAAAAGAGAAAUGCUCACUAAUGGGGAUCUAAACAAAUUUGGGCACAUAAUUUGAGGGAAAUAAGCUUGUGCGUAUGGAACAUUUCUGGGAUCUUUUAUUUCAGCUCAUGAAACAUAAGACCAACAUUUUACAUGUUGCGUUUAUAUUUUUGUUCAGUAUAGAUCUACUCAGGCUUUUAUAAAGCUAACCAGCUUCAGUUAGCUUCACAUUCCAGGUCCGGCUUCAUCCAUACUACGAUUGCUUGUCCACCUGCCGCUAACUCUAGCAGGCUUGUAACUGCCCAUGGUUAGUCAAACUCUUCAUUGAGACAAUGCUGAAAUGUCCAUCAGUGCCACAUUUUAAUUUGUGCCGAAAUCAAAAUGAAAGGAAAGUUAUCUGGGAAAUUCUGCGGGCAUGAAAUAGGCUUUUAGAAGUGUCUUUGGUUUGCUUAUCACUGUACGAGCAUCUUUUCCCCCGCUCCUUUCGCUCCUUCUAUCUGUGGAACAGCUUGUUGCAUUGCGGCCAUAGACAUAUAAUCCAUAGAAGAGUUUUUUGAACCUCUAACCCUGGCAAUGUGACUGUUAAACUCAUGGGUGCAAUGGUUUCCAGUCUUGACUUGAAUGGGAACAGCCAUCUAUGGAUUAUAUGACUAUGGUUGGUUGCAGCUGUCAGUUUGCCUUUCACAAAUGUCUAAAUACAAUCUCGUGAAAAACGGACAUUUUGGAAAUGCUGUCAUUACUGAAUGUGUAAGGUAUUUUACCAUUUACAUAUUUUCAUUAUUUAUUUUAUCAGUCUUCCUCAAAUGAAGGGGUUGAUGACACAAACUUUGUGAGAGGGAGGAUAUCUGAUUUCAUUGGUCCUCAACUUGUGGCUCAGACACCCGUUAUAUGCCCAUUGGACAAUCAAUACAAAGACCAUUAAAAGGUGGAGACUGGACUGGAAGCCAGUGUGUUUUAAAAGUGUAAAUUGGGUCACUGGCUUUUAGUCUGGCUAUGAUAUUCUGUCCUCUGAGAAAUGUUGCGGUUUUGUAUGUCGGUUUUCAAUCACUUUUAACGGUUUGUGGAGGUGGGGAGGGAAAGGGGGAUUCCUUGUCAGUUGUACAACUGAAUGCAUUCAACUGAAAUGUCUUCCACAUUUAGAAGCUGCAUGUUGUAAGGUAUGCUACCCGACACUACAACAGAAUAAGCUAAAAGAUACAAGUCUAAGAAUUGGACAGGAACUCUGCACUUUUUGCAACAAAUAGUUGGUGUUUGAGUAAUUUCAGUUGCCACAAUUGUUUGUGUAUUUAACAGAUGAAAGGGUGAUUCAAAAUCUGAAUUUAAAAUUAUAUCAGACAUUUCACACUAAGGGCAAUCGGGGAUGUGAAGCUACUUGUACUCAUUCAUGAUGCACCUAUAUGGACUGGUAACUUUAGAUAUAUUCUCAGUUGUCGAUCCUGACUGGUUUCCCAGAAUGGAAUUUCCUUGGGACUAUUCUGAUCUAGAACAUCAAGGGUGAAAUCAGGUUCUUGAAUGCAGCAAAUUAGCUUAUCACUAGCUAGUGCCAGACUAGGCAUGUCUUCUGGUCCAGUGAACUUAGUUACUGGCUGUUUACUGGGUAGCCAAAGCGUAGGUUAGGAUGAGUACAAAAGAAAGCAAAAACUGAAAACCUUGAAGUGUUCAGUGAAGGUUUCCCGGGCGUUCAGUGAAUGUGUACAGUUUUGUUUAUAUAUAUAUAUAUAUUCCUGUCAGAUUCACAAAUCCUUAAUUUCAGUUUCGAAAUGGUUUCUGGAGGUUAGUUAUCGUUGUAAGUUGAGGCUGACUGAUUAUGAUUUUUCAACACCGAUACCGAUUAUUGGAGGACCAAAAAAAGCCGAUACCGAUUUAAUCUGCCUAUUUUUAUAUAUAUAAUAUAUUUAUAUGUAUGUGUGUAUAUAUGUGUAUAUAUAUGUGUAUAUAUAUGUGUGUAUAUAUGUGUAUAUAUAUGUGUGUAUAUAUGUGUAUAUAUAUGUGUAUAUAUAUGUGUGUAUAUAUGUGUGUAUAUAUAUGUAUUUUUAAUAAUGACAAUUACAACAAUACUGAAUGAACACUUAUUUUAACUUCAUAUAAUACAUCAAUAAAAUCAAUUUAGCCUCAAAUAAAUAAUGAAACAUGUUCAAUUUGGUUUAAAUAAUGCAAAGACAAAGUGUUGAAGAAGUAAAAGUGCAAUGUAAGAAAGCUAACGUUUAAGUUCCUUGCUCAGAACAUGAGAACAUAUGAAAGCUGGUGGUUCCUUUUGAACGAGUCUUCAAUAUUACCAGGUAAGAUGUUUUAGGUUGUAGUUAUUAUAGGAAUUAUAGGACUAUUUCUCUCUCUACCAUUUGUAUUUCAUAUACCUUUGACUAUUGGAUGUUCUUAUAGGCACUUUAGUAUUGCCAGUGUAACAGUACAGCUUCCGUCCCUCUCCUCGCUCCUACGUGGGCUCGAACCAGGAACACAACGACAACAGCCACCCUCGAAGCAGCGUUACCCAUGCAGAGCAAGGGGAACAACCACUCCAAGUCUCCGAGCGAGUGAUGUUUGAAACGCUAUUAGUGUGCACCCCGCUAACUAGCUAGCCAUUUCACAUCGGUUACACCAGCCUAAUCUCGGGAGUUGAUAGGCUUGAAGUCCUAAACAGCACAAUGAAGAGCUGCUGGCAAAACGCACAAAAGUGCUGUUUGAAUGAAUGCUUAUGAGCUUGCUGCUGCCUACUAUCGCUCAGUCAGACUGCUCUACCAAAUCAUAGACUUAAUUAUAACAUAAUAACACACAGAAAUACGAGCCUUUGGUCAUUAAUAUGGUAGAAUCCGGAAACUAUCAUCUCGAAAACAAGACGUUUAUUCUUUCAGUGAAAUACGGAACCGUUCCGUAUUUUAUCUAACGGGUGGCAUCCAUAAAUCUAAAUAUUGCUGUUACAUUGCACAACCUUCAAUGUUAUGUCAUAAUUACGUAAAAUUCUGGCAAAUUAGGUGGCCCAAACUGUUGCAUAUACACUGACUCUGCGUGCAAUGAACGCAAGAGAGGUGACACAAUUUCACCUGGUUAAUAUUGCCUGCUCACCUGGAUUUCUUUGAGCUAAAUAUGCAGGUUUAAAAAUAUAUACUUCUGUGUAUUGAUGUUUAUGGUUAGGUACACGUUGGAGCAACGACAGUCCUUUUUCACAAAUACGCACCGCAUCGAUUAUAUGCAACGCAGGACACGCUAGAUAAACUAGUAAUAUCAUCAACCAUGUGUAGUUAACUAGUGAUUAUGAUUGAUUGUUUUUUAUAAGAUAAGUUUAAUGCUAGCUAGUAACUUACCUUGGCUUACUGCAUUCGCGUAACAGGCAGGCCCCUCGUGGAGUGCAAUAUAAUCAGGUGGUUAGAGCGUUGGACUAGUUAACUGUAAGGCUGCAAGAUUGACAAGGUAAAAAUCUGUCGUUCUGCCCCUGAACAAGGCAGUUUACCUACCGUUCCUAGGCCGUCAUUGAAAAUAAGAAUGUGUUCUUAACUGACUUGCCCCGUUAAAUAAAGAUUAAAUAAAUGUGUUAAAAAAAUAAUAAUUGGCCAAAUCGGUGUCCAAAAAAUACAGAUUGUUAUGAAAACUUGAAAUCGGCCCCGAUUAAAUCGGUCGACCUCUAGUUGCAAGCACCUUAAAUGUAUACCAAAAUUAUAAAGAGCUGGCCUACUAGUUGGGAGGAAGUGACUGGUUGGAAGAAUGAAGCCUGUUGAUUUAGUGGGUUGUAACAUUUCCUAGAUAUCAGUUGUUGGACUAUUUUGGAGGUUUUGUCACCAUGCCCCAACAUAAGUAAUUUAUUUUCAUACAGAAAACAAAACGUGUUGCCAUUACACAAGUUCAUCAUGGAAUGUCUCCUUUUGCUAAUAUUUUCUCAUUUGAACCGUACAGAUCGCAAAGCAUUUUUUCCCACCCCAAAUUUGAGGUGGUGUGAUAUGUACCUACCAUUACAAUUUUAUCAAGCAAUACAUGGGAAAUAAAUAAAUAUAGUUUAAAAAGGUAACAUUACAUAUAUACAAAAAUGUGUAAAUAUGGAUAUUUAUAUAUUGUAGAAAUAAAAUAACUUUGUUAGAAGUGUUUGGAGUGAGAUAGGAGGGUUGGGCAGAUUGAGAGCACCAUGGUCUGGUGAUCCAUCUGUUUUGAUGUAGCUAGCAAGAGUGAUUCAGGUGCACAUUUAGUUUUUGAAUGUGAUCACACAAGCGUGGAUUAAUGAUUUAAUUGGUAUUUUCUGCUAUUUGUUUUAGAUUUUAAUCCUUGGCUUUCUGUUAUGGAUGCCUGUCCCUUCAUUCACGUAACUUGCUGUCUAGCGUGAGUGAUUGCAUCAUACCGAGAGGAGAGAGAAGUUUUUAUGGCAUAACCUUAAAUAGUACAGUAUACGCAAUACAGUACCAUUGUUUACCAUUUACUAUUCAGUAUGAGAUAAGGAAGUCCCAAUGUGUGUCUAUAUAAAAUGCUGUGUUUGAUAUGAUUUCUCCUGUCAGGGUUUUAUAGUUUCCUUAAAACCCAAUGGAUCAUGUAUUGUACAGUUGAAGUCGGAAGUUUACAUACUCAGGUUGGAGUUUCAUACAUUUCUUGUUAACAAACUAUAGUUUUGGCAAGUCAGUUAGGACAUCUACUUUGUGCAUGACACAAGUCAUUUUUCCAACAAUUGUUUACAGUCAUUAUUUUAUUUUUAAUUCACUGUAUCAGAAUCCCAGUGGGUCAGAAGUUUACAUACACUAAGUUGACUAAGCCUUUUAAACAGCUUGGAAAAUUCCAGAAAAUGAUGUCAUAGCUUUAUAAGCUUCUGAUAGGCUAACUGCAUAUAGAGACAAAGAUUGUACUUUUUGGAGAAAUUACCUCUGGUCUGAUGAAACAAAAAUAGAACUGUUUGGCCAUAAUGACCAUUAUGUUUGGAGGAAAAAGGGGGAGGCUUGCAAGCCGAAGAACACCAUCCCAACCGUGAAGCACGAGGGUGGCAGCAUCAUGUUGUGGGGGUGCUUUGCUACAGGAGGGACUGGUGCACUUCACAAAAUAGAUGGCGUUAUGAGGCAGGAAAAUUGUGCAUAUAUUGAAGCAACAUCUCAAGACAUCAGUCAGGAAGUUUAUAAUUUAAAGCUUGGUCGUAAAUGGGUCUUCCAAAUGGACAAUGACCCCAAGCAUACUCCCAAAGUUUUCCAAAGUUGUGGCAAAAUUGCUUAAGGACAACAAAGUCAAGGUAUUGGAGUAGCCAUCACAAAGCCCUGACCUCAAUCCUAUAGUAAAUGUGUGGGCAGAACUGAAAAGGCGUGUGCGAGCAAGGAGGCCUACAAACCUGACUAAGUUACACCAGCUCUGUCAGGAGGAUUGGACCAAAAUUCACCCAACUUAUUGUGGGAAGCUUGUGGAAGACUACACAAAACGUUUGACCCAAGUUAAACAAUUUAAAAGGCAAAGCUAGCAAAUACUAAUUGAGUGUAUGCAAACUUUUGACCCACUAGAAAUGUGAUGAAAGAAAUAAAAGCUGAAAUAAAUCAUUCUCUACUAUUGUUCUGACAUUUCACAUUCUUAAAAUAAAAUGGUGAUCCAUUCUGACCUAAGGCAGGGAAUUUUUACUAGGAUUAAAUGUCAGGAAUUGUGAAAAACUGAGUUUAAAUGUAUUUAGCUAAGGUGUAUGUAAACUUUGACUUCAACUGUAUAUGCGAGAGUUAUCCUUUGCUAGAUGGUUUCCAUGUAAUUUAUUAAAUGGUUUGUUCUAUGAUAUUAUGGGUUAGUUUUACAGGCACAGAUUAAGCAGAUGUUUUUGUUGUUGCAUGCUUUGUCGUCCAGGACUAGUUUUAAUCUCUGUCUGAGAAAGCAUCCCCCAAUGUGUACAGUUAGUUGAAUGCAGAGCAUCAAAGGGUUUUGGUGCAAACUCUCGCAGAAGGGUCUGGUAGCACGAGUCAUGAUUUUAAAUGGAUACUUGGCAAUGAAGCCACUUAACAACUUCCCCACUAGUUAACGCUAGUCAGCAACUUUCUGCAGAGACACAAAUAUGGUAUCUGCAAGUUCAUCUUGACCCUGGGGAGGUAUACUGAUCAAAAAUAUAAAUGCAACAAUUUCAAAGAUUUUACUGAGUCCAGUUAAUUUAAGGAAAUCAUUCAACAGAAAGACAUUCAUUAGGCCCGACUAUGGAUUUCACAUGACUGGGCAGGGGUGGUUACAUGUGGGCUGCGGUUGUGAGGCCAGUUGGAUGUACUGACAAAUUCUCUAAAACAACGUUGUAGGUGGCUUAUGAUAUAGAAAUAAACAUGAAAUGAUCUAGCAACAGCUCUGGUGGACAUUCCUAGUCAGCAUGCCAAUUGCACACUCCCUCAAAUUGAGACCUCUGUAGCAUUGUGUUGUCACAAAACGGCACAUUUUAGAGUGACUCUUUAUUGUCCACAGCAUACGGUGCACCUGUGUAAUGAUCAUGCUGUUUAAUCAGCUUCUUGAUAUGCCACACCUGUCAGGUGGAUGGAUUAUCUUGGCAAAGGAGAAAAGCUCACGAACAGGAUGUAAACACAUUUGAAAGAAAUAAGCUUUUUGUGAGUAUGGAACAUUUUCUGGGAUUUUUUGUUUCAGCUCAUGAAACAUGGGACCAACACUUGCGUUUUAUAUAUUUUUUUCAGUGGAGAUAAAGGGCUUCAUUGCUAAAAUAUUGAAACUCAUUACUCUGUGUGUAUAGACUUCUUUUCCUUCAUACAUUUGCUCUAGAACCUUUUGUCUAACCAUACAAUAAACGACAUCAACUAAAACACAUUGCAUUAUUUGUGUAGGAAGUUACUGUAAUACGUUCUAGUACAGGUUGAGGAGAAACUAAUAUGGCACAAUGCACAUUACUAGCAUUGGCUUCUUAGAUCACUGAAGGCAAUAGUGUUGAUUAUUUGCACACAAUUAGCAGCAUCGAUAAUGGGUCUAUAGCAACAUAUCUUCAGGUUAAAGUAUUUACAGAAGAGAAUGUCACUGCAACUGUUUCUUGUAUACAAUAUACUAUGGUUUCCUUGUUUGACCAUUUGCCUCAUGCAGCGCAACAUCUCCUUCGCAUAGAGUUGAUCUGGCUGUUGAUUGUGUCCUGUUGUCCCAAUCCUCUAGAACUAGAACAUGCUGUCGUACACGCCAAUCCAGAGCAUCCCAAACAUGUUCAAUGGGUGACAUGUUUGAGUAUGUAGACCAUUGAAGAACUGAAACAUUUUCAGCUUCCAGGAAUUGUGUACAGAUCCUUGAGACAUGGGGCUGUGCAUUAUCCUGCUGAAACAUGGAGGAUGAUGGAGGAGGAUGAAUGGCACGACAAUGGGCCUCAGGAUCUCAUCACGGUAUCUCUGUGCAUUCAAAUUUCCAUUGAUAAAAUGCAAUUGUGUUCAUUGUCUGUAGCUCAUGCUUGCCCAUACCAUAACCCCACCAUGGGACACUGUUCAAUGUUGACGUCAGCAAACCGCUCGCCCACACAACGCCAAACAAGCUGUCACUCAACAUGUACUGCACUGACACAAACGACUGAUGAUUGGUUGAAAGAAAUUGAUAAGAUGGUGGGAGCUGUACUGUUAGAUAUCAGUGCAGAUUUUGAUAUUAUUGACCAUAACCUGUUAACAUUUGGCCAUGAUUUACCCCCACAAAAGUAUGUGGAUGUCUAUUUCAGCCACACCCGUUACUGACCUAUAUGUAUACAGUUGAAGUGGGAAGUUUACAUACACUUAUGUUGGAGGCAUUAAAACUAGCUUUUCAGCCACCACAAAUUUAUUGAUAACAAACUCUAGUUUUGGCAAGUCUGUUAGGACAUCUACUUUGUGCAUGACACAAGUCAUUUUUCCAACAAAUGUCUACAGGCAGAUUAUUUCACUUAUAAUUCACUGUAUCACAUUUCCAGCGGGUCAGAAGUUUACAAACACCAAGUUGACUGCUUUUAAACAGUUUGGAAAAUUCCAGAAAAUGUAAUGGCUUUUGAAGCUUCUGACAGGCUAAUUGACAUAAUUUGAGUCAAUUGGAGGUGUAUCCGUGGAUGUAUUUCAAGGCCUACCUUCAAACUCAGUGCCUCUUUGCUUGACAUCAUGGGAAAAUCAAAAGAAAUCAGCCAAGACCUCAGAAAAUAAAUUGUAGACCACAAGUCUACAACUGCACAUGAGGACAAAGAUGGUACUUUUUGGAGAAAUGUCCUCUGGUCUGAUGAAACAAAAAUAGAAUUGUUUGGCCAUAAUGAACAUCGUUAUGUUUGGAGGAAAAAGGGGGACGCUUGCAAGCCGAAGAACACCAUCCCAACCAUGAAGCAAGGGGGUGGAGUGCUUUGCUGCAGGAGAGUGUGGUGGAUGAAUCAAAAUUAGUUGGGUAACAUGGAUAAUUAAGAUGUUUUAUUUGCAUAAUAUGCUUAUGUGAGAUACUUGUCAUUGUCCUUUUGGACUAUAGUGUUGGCAGUUGCACGUUUCCCCUCAGUUAGGUCUCAGUCACUUGGGGCCCAGAGAGGGGAGAGGUCAGGCUUGUCUUUCACAUGUCCCUGGUGCUAUGCAGAAUAUCAGAAAGGGAAGAGGACAGAAUGGAACAUUGUCUUCAUAUGUGAAUGUGUCUUUACCUAUUCAUAAACCAUGUGAAGGGAUGGCGUGAUUAAUGGGGAACCAAUUACUUGUCUCCUUCAUGCGCCAGUCACUCCCUCCUCUUCCCACUGGGGGGAGGUAUAUGGCAGUGUCUGGAACCAUUGUAUGUCCUCUCUGAUCUUACACUUAUCCUGGAUAGUGUGUGAGCUUGUCCAGGAGAGGGGGUUUACUUGAGAUGGGAGUAUCUAGAGUUGACAAUUGAUAUUGGAUGAGUUGGUGUUUUUGUACUACGAAGUACCAGGAAUGAGAUUAGAACCUCGUCUGAGGGACCAAACUAAACGAUAAUUUAUAGCGAAUGUUAUCUGGCUAAGGGAUACUCCUUUCUCAAGAAAGUCUUUCUUUGUGAACAGUUCCUAAGAUCUGUGGUUCGUCUUGUAAGUUGAGAGGGGUAUAUCUUGGCUAUAAAAGAUCUUUGUACUUUCCUGUUGGUACUUGUCAACAGUUCAUUAGAAAUAGUGAAUUGUUGAAAGUCAAAUGCUAUUGCAAAGCUUAGUAUUAUUAAAGAUGUAGUUUAAGUAUAA